AUGAAGCUGAAGAAUCCCUUGGGACUGUUCGCAUUGGGCGAGUUAAGAUGGAUGCUGGGGGGCUGUAGUGGCAGAGCGAUGUCGAACCAGGCGGGUAUGAAACAUGUGCCGACGGAGCCGGCACAGCUGGAGAACAAACGGUCACGUCGCCGUGCCGGCGGCAGGGCUGCGGCACUGCGCCGGGCCCCCUCGGACUCGGAUUGCUCCGGGGAGACCGCCUCCCUGUCGGCGGACAGCGCGGAGCGCGCCCCCAGGGCUCCGCCGGUGCCCACCAGGCAGACGAAGUCGCGAAGCAGUCGGAGGCGCGGCAGUGAGUGGGAGGUGCUGGAAGGUCUGAAGGACGGCCAGCGAUUCGAGAAGAGACCUGAGGUUUUCAACGGCUACCUGCACAAGAAGAGAAAAUGGCCGCUCAAGGGCUGGCACAAGCGCUUCUUCGUGGUGGACGGCGGCAUCCUGGUGUACGCGCGCUCGCCGUCGGACGUGGCGCGCGGGCGGCUGCACGGCUCCGUGGACGUGGGCCUCUCGGUGAUCUCGGCGAAGGCGCGCCGCCGGCGGGUGGACAUCGACGCGGACGAGUUCAUCUACCACCUGCGCGCGAAGACGCCGGACGCCUUCAGGACCUGGCUCAACGUGCUCAAGGCGCACCGGCUGUACCGCCAGCACCUGCUGACGUUCGGAGCAAGGGAGUCCGUGCCGAAGAUCCACGCGCCCUCAGAGGACCAUCAGCCCCCUGAAACGUCUUCGCAAUCUAUAUCGAGAACGGAAAGUUCCGUCGGUGGCAAAUAUAUCGAUUCGCAAUCCACUUGGCCCUCGUCCAUCAUGCCACCUUCCUCCCCUACAACCCAACGCCGAAAUUCACCCAAAGCUUAUCCACACAAAAAUCUCCAACGAGACGAUAUUGCACCGCUCAAAACGUUGAAACGACGCGAAAAAUCUCCAAAUAUACUGGUACAUAAGCACGGGAGCCUCUGCUCGAUGAACUGCUUAGCGAGAGCAAUGGACUGCAAAAAGAGACACGAGAACAACAAUUUUAACCCUAUCGUCCCAAAAGCGAACGGCAGAGAAGAAAUGGUCCCGCACAGCACCAACUUAGACGUUAGAACCGGCUCGACUUGUUUGGAGUCGUUAUUGUGCGCCCACUCGCUGAACUCCGAACGGCGGAUUCCGAAAAACACUGAGCCAGAAAGAGACAGAGCUAUGAGACAGACGAGGAGCGACGAGAAACGCGCGCUCGGCGUCGGCAACGCCGCGGUGACGCAAACGGAACCGGUCGUCUACUGUUUCACGCACAAGCCCCGAUCGAAGACCACGAACACCGAUCAGCCCCAGCUGAAGCGCAGCCGCAAAUCGACCAACAUGGUCAAGUACCGGAACUCGAGCAUCGAGCCGCGGCUCAGGAAGCCGCUGAGCAAGUGCAUGCUGCUCGGCAAAUACAAGCUCAAGGUGUCGCGCCAUUCGGACGCGAUGCCCGCUAGUGUUGUACGCGCAACGAAGAGCAAUGAACUGGCCAAGUGCGAUAAGAAAGGGAAACGGUUGGGGGAAGUCGGCACCGACGUCGACCGGGUGACCGACAAGCUGAUCGAGACCGUGUUCGAGAGCUACAGGAAGACAGACAGACGCAGCUGCGAGGACCACCUGAGGAGCUUCAUCGACCAGGUCGUCACGGAGCUGUACUGCUUCAGUUGCCAGCAGAGCGCCGACCACCCGGUGAAGGCGCUCUUCAAAUGCCUCCUCGAGUACUGGAUAAGGAACGCGUCGUUCGAAAGCUUAGGCGGGCGGGUCAAGGAGGUGAACAAACACUCCACCAGGGACCAGAACACCUCCAGCCUGUGCGUCCACAACUUCAGCAAGGGGACCCAGUUCGAGGAGUACUUUGACGCGUUGAGCAAGAGGAAAUCGAAGCAGUCGAUCGAGACCUCGCUCCUGAUGCGGAGUGGGCUGGUCGGCGCGGAUAGCUCCGACAGGGAGCGGCGAAUCCAGGAGCUGGAGAGGAUACUAAAUAACACCGUGUACUACUGCGAGAACGCCAACACGGCCAAGAGUCGAGAGAACGAUAUAAGGAUUACCAAGGCACUAAUCGAAAAUAUCGGCAAGAAGUCGCUAACAGACACUCCUUCGCAUAAACUUUUGGAUCACAAAAUCCCAUCUGAACUGCCAAAAUUACAGAAGACCAUCGAUAAUUUCCUCGACGAAGCCUCCAUCCCGCCGGAUAUGGCGAAAGACAUUUUAAGCGCGUAUUUAAACAUUCUAACGGAAGCUAGCGGGAACGACGCUUCUCGCAGUCUAUCGCCUAAGUUCGUGGAAGAAAGCCCCCAAAAAUAUGAAGCGAAAACGGAAUGCGUGCACAAGAAAGUAUCCAGAUGCGUUAUGACACAAAAAUGCGACGAAAAUAAACAGCCGGUACAAAACACUGAGGCCGUUGCAGAUUCCGGUCGGAUUUAUCUAAACGACAUACUGAACAAAAUAACAACCGAACCGGACAAUGUAUAUUUGAGGUCGAACAGUAAAGUUAAAAGAAUAACAAACACCGUUCACAAGUAUAGGCGCAUCGUAAAAGAGAAGUCGGAAACAUCGGCAGAGAAAACCUCCAAAGGGAAUCCAAAAGAAACUUAUAAAAGGAACAAUGUGGUAAUUUACCUCUCGAAAUAUAACCUUGAUCGUAUAUCGUCAACGAAACAUCCUUUGAUGAAUAAAAUUAUGUCAGUCUCGAUAAACAUCGAAUCAAAAUCGUCCAAGUUCGAGGGGGAGGCGUCAAAGGUUGACUUGAAAUGGACAGACAAAGGGAUGAAUCAAUAUCAAUAUGGGCGAGUACCUGACAUUUGGCAAUCCAACAUAAACAAACGCAUGUCGGAUUCCGAAGAAAUUUUCAGGAGCGUCUAUGGUCCAUCCGGUAGCCGGAUCGCGAAUAACUACCUAGAUUUCUAUUGGGACGAGCCAACCGAAAACAUCAACAUCAAACCAUUCUUCAGCAGCGGAGCGACGUCGAAAAUAUGCUUGACUGAUUUGCACAAUAGUGAAUUUCGUAUUCUUACUGUAAAUAAUAGUAACCCGACCGGUAGAAAUGCUAAUGCAGUAAGAAAAUCAUGCAAGUUACUUCAUGAUCCACAAUAUGAAGGUUCACCUAUAAAAGAAACAAUCCCUCAUAAUAAAUAUUUACAAGACAUUGCUAAAUCGUCGAAAGCACACAUAAUUCCGCCUCCACUCGAUGAUAAUAAACCAGUGCCUCAAGAAGAUGGAAUUCCCCAAGGUUUUAAUGAACAACUUAUCGUUUUGCUACUUAAUAAUUUAGCCACAGUAUACGAAUGCAUUCCCGCGCUACAUAGAGACGUAUAUAUUUUAUACCGAAAACUGUUCAAGGAGUUUGGGCAAUCUGUGAAAUCCUUUGAAGAAUUUGACUCUUUUACAAACGAAGUUGGUAUUCAAUGUACAGAUUUGAUACGUAACGUGAAAUCAAAAUCUGCCGACGCUGAAACAAAUACAAUAAACUUCUCGACUCUAUUAAAAAACAACAUACGCAUUUACGAGAAGACACAAAUCAGCCUUUCUCCAAUGAAACAAGUAACGCAUGUGGCACUUCAGACCGAAGAAGAAAAUCGUAUGGAACAUGCAAAAUAUACAUCGAGUAAAAGCGUUUCCAAUCAAAAUUGCUAUAGGCAGCUAUGCACCCGAGACAUUUCCAUCAACACCGCAAUAAAACUCAAAGAGUUCGGACGCACCAAUCGAAUAGGCGUCCCGUUCGCUAUUAAAAGGAAAUCGCCAAUUAGAAACGUUUCUAAACCAUGUGGUGCAUUGAAAAAUUCAAUUCCCAGACGGAACAUCGUCAGACAAUUGCCAAUACUGGCGUACUCUCCGAAAUCGUACGUCAUAAACAACUCGCUGUUGUUAAAGGAUAAGCUAUCGAAAGACUACAAUGUCUACCAGUUGUUCCUAAGCAACAAAUUCGCGGUCAAAGGUUCAAGCUCGCUGAUAGACAAUAGGGCUAAACUCCGAAGUAGUGGAGAUUUGAAAACACUGUACCGUUGCUCCAGCGAUCGGUCAUUCUUUUCUGGGCUUGUUAGCCCCGCGGGGGCGCCGCUGAGGGGCCCGCAGGCCGGCUUUGUGUCGGGAACGCCCGGCGGCCGAUUGGCUGGCUGGAUCAUAGAUUCGGGAGGCCCGCUGGAGAGCGCGUCCCGCGAUCUAGGCCAGGCGCAGCUGUCCGUUCAGCAGCUUCAGCGCUUGCUCGACGCUCUGGAGAUGCAGCAAGUGCAUCAUGACACCGAUGUGUCCCUGGAGGGCGCCUCGCCUAACGUGAAGAAGGACCGGCGCAAGUUCGGACUGAGGAAGAAGAAGUCGAACAGCAAGUGCGCAUCCGUCGAGCUGCAGCCUCCCCACAUGGACCCGUCCAAUUCGCACAUGGCGCUGUCCGCUCUGACGGCGCCUCCUUCGCCGGGAGGCGGGUCCUCCUCCAUCCCCAAUUCGGCGGCCUCGCUGCCCAUCGCAUGCGCGGCGACCCGCCCGCAGUCGUUGCCGGGGGCGGAGGCCCUUGGGGGCACCGCCGGUGGCGCCUCGCUGGUGAGCUUGACUCCUGACCACCAGUUGAGGGAAGACUUCGCUGUUCUGGCGAAGGAUCUCGUCGCCAGCCUCAAAGGGAUUGUUGCCACAUUGGUCUGCGAGAGAGGUCGGAUACGCGCAGCAGCGGAGGCUGGUGAGGCGGCAGGAGGGGCCGCCCUGGCUGCCCUCCGCUCCAAUUUGUCCACCGCCUUGCACCAGAAUUCCGAGCUGCGCUCCAGACUGUCCCGGAUCCACGACGCUUCGGACCUGGCCGAGAUCUCGUCAAUGGGGCCCUCGGAACAGCAGAACCGUCAGUUCCAGCGGUCGCUUAGCUACAGCUCGUCAUGCGUCUCCGCCUCUGAGUUCUUCGACGCGGAGGAGCACGAGGAGAAACCGGCAGAAAUCCUCGGCGCUGACGAGGCUGGAGUAAUAGAGCUGGAUGGGGACUCGUCCUCCGAGGCGGGCUCACUGAGCAGCGAGGAGGGCUCCGCUAGCUCCGAUAAUUCGGAAGCUGCAAUGGUGACGGCCGAGCCGGUGUCGCUGCACCUGACCGCCAACGGGUCCGCCGGCGGGGACACGGGCGUGGGCGUGGGCGUGGGGGCGGCGGUGGGCGAGCGCGGCCCCGGGCAGCCCCACGGCUGGGCGCGGCGCACCCGGCUGCCGAGCCCCAGGCCCACGCCGGGCGGGCCCAGCCUCUGGAACCUGCUGUACAAGAACAUCGGAAAGGACAUUGGGCAGAUCCGUCCGGGUAAGUAUCACGACCCCAGAGAAGCUUUCACUCCGGAAGGUUGGCAGCAUCACUGCCUCAAGCAUGUUAUUGAAGUUCACCCGUCCCACUAUGUGGAUUGGCCUCCGGAAAGUUGGCAUCUCUACCUGAAUGACGUUAUAGAAGUCCACCCGCGAACGGACGUCGCACCAUCUGCCCAGCCCACCACGUGUCAAGGUGCCCAUGGAGCAACAUUGGCACCUUGGCACCCUUCCGGAAAGUUGGAAACGUUCCAAAACGAACGUCGUCCUCCCCUCCAUGUCAACCGGCUGUGCGAAGAGCUGGAGUACUGCUCUCUGCUGGACGCCGCGUGCCAGUGCGGCGAGGCGGGCGAGCGCGCCGCGCUGGUGGCGGCGUUCGCGGUGAGCGCGUACGCGGCGUCCGCGCACCGCGCCGCCUCGAAGCCCUUCAACCCGCUGCUGCACGAGACCUACGAGUGCGUGCGCCCCGACCGCGGCUUCCGCUUCCUCGCCGAGCAGGUGUCCCACCACCCGCCGAUCUCGGCGUGCCACGCGGAGUCGCAGAACUGGACCUUCUGGCAGGAGGCGAGGAUCAGGACCAAGUUCUGGGGCAAAUCCAUGGAGUUCCAGCCGGCGGGGCGGGUGCACGUGCGGCUCAAGCCCACCGGCGACCACUACAGCUGGAACAAGGUGACGACCUGCGUGCACAACCUGUUCGGCGGCCAGCGCUGGGUGGACCAGUACGGCGACAUGCACCUCACCUGCCACGGCACAGACGUCAGCUGCAAGCUCAACUUCGUCAAGGCCAGCUCGUGGUCGGGCAGCCGGCACGAGGUGCGCGGCGCGGUGGCGUGCGGCGGCGCGCGGCUGCGGCUGGCCGGCCGCUGGUCCGAGGCGCUCUCCGCGGGCGACCCGCCCGCCGCGCGCUGCCUCUGGCGCCCGGGGGCGAUGCCGCCGGACCACGAGCUGUACUACGGGUUCACGCGCUUCGCGAUGGAGCUCAACGAACUGGAGCCGGGCAUGAAGGACGUGCUGCCCCACACGGACACCAGGCUCAGGCCGGACCAGCGCGCGCUGGAGGAGGGCGACGUGGAGAGCGCCGAGCGGCUCAAGCUGCAGCUGGAGCAGGCGCAGCGCGAGAGGCGCCGCGACCAGCCGGACCGGCCGCCCGCGUGGUUCCGGAAAGUGUGUGAGGGCGGCGAGGAGAUGUGGCUGUUCACGGGCGAGUACUGGAAGGCCAGGGAGGCGGGCUUCCCGGAGCUGGACGCGCCGCUCAUAUGCGCGUGCCGCAGUACGAGGUGCUCUGCUAGCGGCCGCCCGCCGCUUCCCCGCUUCGCGAUCGAUAAGUGCUUCACGAUUUUGGCCCUUACGUGUUGCGUCGACUGCGAACGACUCGUUCCCGCCGAGUUGCGGACGCAGGGGCGAGAUUGCCGCGUUCUAUUUCCGGUGCAUUUUAAUGUUAAGUUUAAUAUCAAUGAAGAGUUUGGCAAGUUGAUUGUACUUUUAUGCAUAGAAAAGCCAAAGUUAACAGUCUGCAGAAUGUCGAGUGCCUCAGUGAAUGUUAAGUUCCGCUGGGGCUUGACACCCUCAGAUCCUGAGCAGCAGCCAGUGCUGAUUGUAGGGCAAGCUGUGCAUUUGAACACACUGUCAUGGCAGAAUGUACGCUGCAAGCUGGAGCCCAGGGUCUCCGAAGAGGUUUGGCAGCGGGGCCUGGGCGUGGUCGCAGCUGGAGAGGCGUGCGAGCUAUGGCCACGGGGGGCCUCGCUGGCGGCUUUGCCGGCGCGCCGUUCCCGCCACGCUGCCCCUUCAAGGGCGCACGCCCUCUCCAAGAUCGUGCGGGCUGCUCAGAGGACCUCUGCCGCAGAGGAAUUUAUAGUCCUGGUAUGCCGUAAACGGGACGUGCUCGCAAGCGCAGUGGGAAUAGCACGUGCCGUGCCCCAGUUCAGCGCGCGGUCGGGCUCCGCCCCGCUGGGCACUGCGCCCCAGGCACCCGCCCCCUCUCGCAGGGACCUCACCGUGGAGAUCGUUCUGGUGGCUGACGAUAGACGCGAGGGUGAUUCCGACGACGAGGGCGUUGGUUCGUUGGACCCAGUACUCCUGGAGACCACGCUCAAUGACGAUGAGCUGAGUACGAUCCAGCGCGUUGCAGACAUGACCCGCCUGGCAGCCCGCAUAACAGACACUCCCGCCAACCUAUUCCAUGUCGACGACUUUGUCGAGGAGGCGUGCAAGCUGGCGAAGGAGCUGGACAUCGCCGAGCCGACGGUGAUUCGGGGAGAAGCCCUGCGCGAGAAGGGAAUGGGCGGGCUGUACGGCGUGGGCAGGGGCGCAGCCCGGCCGCCGGCGCUGGUGUCGCUCACUUACGAGGGCGCAGGCGCCACCGGCGGCGUGGCAUGGGUGGGCAAGGGCAUAGUCUACGACACCGGAGGCCUCAGCAUCAAAUCCAGGAGCGCCAUGGUGGGGAUGAAGGGCGACUGUGGGGGCGCUGCAGCAGUAUUAGGAGCAUUCGGAGCGCUGGUGCGCCAGAAACCAAAAAUGCGGCUGCACGCGGUGCUCUGUUUGGCCGAGAACUCGGUGGGACCGGAUGCCACCAGACCCGACGAUAUCCACCAGCUCUACUCCGGUCGAACUGUCGAGAUCAACAACACCGAUGCAGAAGGACGUUUGGUGUUGAGCGACGGAGUGGUAUACGCCCAGAGGGACCUAAAAGCUGAUACCAUAGUUGAUAUCGCCACACUGACUGGCGCACAGGGCACCGCCACCGGCAAGUACCACGCGGCGGCGGUGUGCAACAGCGCGCGGCUGGAGCGCCGCUGCGUGGCGGCCGGCGCGGCCUCCGGCGACCUGGUGCAUCCGCUGCCCUUCGCGCCGGAGCUCCACUUCCCCGAGUUUAGCAGCGUCGUCGCCGACAUGAAGAACAGCGUCGCGGAGCGGAACAACGCUCAACCCUCCUGCGCUGGGCUCUUCAUACUCUCCCAUCUCGGGUUCGACUUCCGCGGCGAAUGGCUGCACAUCGACAUGGCCUCACCGGCUCAUUCGGGUGAGAGAGCCACUGGCUACGGAGUUGCCUUGCUGAACGUUCUCUUCGGAGGUCACAGCAACAGCCGUUUACUGCGUGCGUUGUCACCUGGUGACCUCACCGAC
Iphiclides podalirius (scarce swallowtail) is the source of this 8400-nucleotide messenger RNA. The record is from the annotation of a GenBank genome assembly. NCBI's taxonomy places the organism in Eukaryota, Metazoa, Arthropoda, Insecta, Lepidoptera, Papilionidae.